Messenger RNA from Triplophysa rosa, 3210 nucleotides. It is a transcript of the gene fgf13a, whose product is annotated as fibroblast growth factor 13a. Gene Ontology annotation, biological process: positive regulation of cell population proliferation; cell differentiation; animal organ morphogenesis. Gene Ontology annotation, cellular component: cytoplasm. NCBI's taxonomy places the organism in Eukaryota, Metazoa, Chordata, Actinopteri, Cypriniformes, Nemacheilidae. Bases 834 to 1574 code for a protein of 246 amino acids. The transcript is spliced from 5 exons. Gene Ontology annotation, molecular function: fibroblast growth factor receptor binding; growth factor activity. The record is from RefSeq and is a predicted model, not a curated record.
GCGCUGCUAACCGAUUCACGUUCACGCGUUAUGAAAUUAGUAAAGAAUCGAGUUCUACUGGACAGUUCAUGCACAUUGCACAGGUGUAAUCGGUUUUUGUUCCCCAUCAUCCGUCGCCCACCGCCCCCAUCUGACUGACAGAAAGCGUUCAACGUGAGUUGGAUACCUCGAAUAAACUGAAAGGCGUGUUUUUAUUCUUCUAUGUGUAGUUUUCCGAAAUUGACUAUUAUCAUACCAUCAUAUUAAGAAAUGGGAGUAAUUCUCGAUGUAGUUGACGGCACCUUCAUUACAAACGGAUUAAGAAGAUUAGUUAGAAACCGUAACUCCCUGACGCACACCCCCACACAUAAAGCGCGCACACGCUGGAACUCUCUCUUGCGCUCGCUAACAGGUGUUUGACUUACAUGGCUCUGUCCUGUGUGCUGUGACCGGCUGCUUCGUGGGAUGAUGAAAAACGCUUGUUCGCUGUACGGAGGAGCAUUUUCUACGUUAUUCGUCGAAAUGGGCAGAUAGUGACAUUAUCGAGGGAUAGGCGCGUUUAAUCUGAACGUAGACCCCUUUAAGGACUUUCUUUUCCGAAGAAGAACCGCAACGUUCAAGAGAUGCGCGAACUAUUACCUACCUAAUUGUGCUUGGACUCUUCAAACUAUAUUGCUUUACUACUCUGUGUGGGUAUCUAUCAUUCUAACUGAUGAACAAUGGUAGUGAAUUGUGUAUGAGGACUCGGAUGUGAGCUUAAGUCAAAGAUUUCCAUAAAGAAAUCUGUUGUGGAGGAGGUGAGCAAACGAAUUGUGUCCGUUGAAAGUUUUCUGUGUCGCACCGUCAAACUGGCAAUGGCUGCGGCGAUCGCCAGCUCCCUUAUUCGGCAGAAGAGACAGGCGAGGGAGCGUGAGAAAUCCAACGUCUGCCGCUGCGUGAGCAGUCCAAAUAAAACCAAAGGACCAUGCGAGAAACCCAGUCGUCUCAGUGUUUUCUCCAGAGUCAAGCUUUUCGGCUCCAAGAAACGAAGGAGAAGACGUCCAGAGCCACAGCUGAAGGGGAUUGUGACGAAGCUGUACAGUCGACAGGGCUUUCAUUUGCAGCUCCAAGCAGAUGGUACCAUUGAUGGCACCAAAGAGGAGGACAGUGGUUUCGCCAUGUUCAACCUCAUCCCAGUGGGUCUGCGGGUGGUGGCCAUCCAGGGGGUUCAGACCAAACUUUAUCUGGCCAUGAACAGCGAGGGCUACCUUUAUACAUCAGAACACUUCACGCCGGAGUGCAAGUUUAAAGAGUCGGUGUUUGAGAACUACUAUGUGACGUACUCCUCCAUGAUCUACAGACAGCAGCAGUCAGGCAGGGGCUGGUACCUGGGCCUGAAUAAGGAAGGAGAGAUCAUGAAGGGCAAUCACGUAAAAAAGAACAAGCCCGCUGCACACUUCCUUCCUAAGCCUUUGAAAGUGGCCAUGUACAGGGAGCCCUCUCUGCACGACUUGACUGAGUUCUCGCGCUCUGGCAGCGGGACACCCACUAAAAGCCGGAGUGCCUCGGCUAUGCUGAACGGAGGCAAAGCUGUGAGUCAGAACGAGUCGACGUAGCGCGGCUGUCCCGGCCCAACCUUACGCCUUCACCAAAACCUCGGAAUGCUUGUGACUUCACACAGACUUCUCUCCAAAAGCUAUCAGCGGUUCAGGACGACAUAACAUGAAACAUUACAUAACCACGUAACACUUUCCAAACUAGAGUGACAUUCGAUUGAUCUUUACAGUCAGCUAAUUUUGUUUUUUAGCUUUUUGUUCGUUUUUUUCAUAGAUCACCACCUAUAUUAGCCUUUUGCAUACGAAACUCAAAAAUUGUAGCCUUUAAUACAAUGGGACGGUUGGUUUUGGUUCCUCUCAGCUGUUGGGUUUAACUUCAGUCAUCGAGAUUCAUUGACUAGGGUCCUGAUCAACAAAUGCGCUUGUUAAGAGUUCAGGGCAGUGAGUGAGGGUUUAGCUGCUUGGGUGCGGUGAAAAUGAAGCACCCCUGUCCUCCAUGCUUCCUGGGUGUGAAGUGAUAGAGAAGCCCCCCAUCCCUGGUGUGCGUGUGGGGGGGGGGGGGGGCUGGCGCUAACUCUCCUGCGUUCUAGUGCACUGGCUAAGAGGGCGUGCUCUCUAGCAUGGGAAUACAAAGCCUGCGUUCUGCUCACACGUAAAGAGACGUUGAACCUCUCGGAACAGAGAGGCCGUGGAUCCGUCUUGCUUGCUAAUUGUUUCAAUUAGCCGUUGAGCUUUUCUUAAUUCUUCCUCUUGUUCUUCCCUCAUAUCAGUGUUUUAUAAAGUUCAAAGAGUGACUGGAGAUCCAGCACACCAAAGACUGAACUGCGAGAGUUCCCUCGAGAUGUCAAACCACACCAGUAUGUAAACACGCAUGACGGGAGGUGAUCAACUGGUUUUUGUGUACAUUUUGGAUGGGCGAGGUUAAGGGUGGGUUAAAGGGGAUGGGGGUGUCGUUAUUUGAGGUAAUGCAUUAGCUGGUGUGAUUUUGGAUGUGAGAGGGCUGUUUAAAAUCUUCCCUUCUGUAUCUUUCGUGUCCUGUUGACUCGUAGUUCCUCUAGUCUGUGAGCGUGUUUUUUUGCCUUUCCCACCCAUGUCCGCUCUCCUCUGGUCAAAGCUGGUCACUGUUAAUGGAGAUUUUUGAGACAUGAUGGUGAAGUCCCACCUGGACUCUUGUUUUUGUGUAUCUAUCCAAGUAACUUAUGGUGGUGACGAUUUUCUAUUUAAACAAGCAAACAUAAAAGAUACUGUGGAAUUUUAAGUUGAUUGAAAUUUGUUAAGCUAUAUGUCUAAUUUGUAAAAGUGAAAAAGAUCAAAUACACACAUAAAAAAACUCUUGUACAGGGCAUGUACAAAUCAGGUUGUGUACAUUAAGGACUUUUUGUGGGCUGCAGUAUAUAUUCUUUUCCUUUGGCAACAUAACUUCAUAUGCUACGGGGGUCCUUCUCACUUCUUUUCCUUCUGGGUUAUUUUCAUGUUUUAGAUGAACAUACAGUAUCUGUUGCAUGGGAGACUGCAGGCAGGUGCGGAAUAGAGCUGCAUGAUGUAGGUUAUAUGUAUUAUCUCCUCGUUGGAUCAUGUGUUCCAAACUACCAGGAUUAAACUGUAAAACAUAUACUGUAUGUACUGACAGUUGUUUCUUAUUUGUUGUGUACUGUACAUACAAUGCACUGAAUAAAAUGUUUAUAUUAAGAUCUAC